This is a messenger RNA of Peronospora matthiolae, 564 nucleotides long. The record is from the annotation of a GenBank genome assembly. Lineage: Eukaryota; Oomycota; Peronosporomycetes; Peronosporales; Peronosporaceae.
AUGAGCGGGCCGUCAAAUGCUGAGCUCAUGCAAAGCAUGCUGGCGAUGAUGUCGCAGCAACAAGAAAUGAUGAGAAAGAUUGCGGAAGCUACAACACUUAAGGACUUACAUUUGGACGCAGUGAAGGCUCCCCGGUAUGGAGGGCAAGUACAAGAAUCGUUUGCGCUUUUUAAAGAACAAGUACAGCAGUACUUUACGGUGAGGCGUGUCAAUUGGAAGUGCGCGACGAUGGCAGCUACAAUCAUUCCAACCAUUGGAAGCAUGCUCGUAGGCACUGCAGCGGAAUGGUUUGUUUGGUCCAGAAGUAGGAUCACGACUGUGGAUGAACUCUUUUUUCAUCUGGAGCAAGAGUUCGUACCAGCAGACCUUCAGAUACGUCUCCGUGACCAGCUUCGAAACCUGGAUCAGGGUCAAUGCCGGGACCUUGGGGAGUUUGUUAAUCGCUUCCGACAGCUGAUGAUUCAGGUCCGAAAUAUGAGUGAUGUCGACUCCAUUUUCUAUUUUACUCAGGGAUUAAAGAACAAACUCGCGCCGAAGUCGAGUAUAGACGAUGCUCAUCUUUAA